Molecule: messenger RNA, 1737 nt
Organism: Aphis gossypii (cotton aphid)
Lineage: Eukaryota; Metazoa; Arthropoda; Insecta; Hemiptera; Aphididae
Exons: 1
Coding region: 75-1655 (526 amino acids)
Molecular function (GO): protein binding
Source: RefSeq, a predicted model, not a curated record
GCAACCAUUAAUAAACAAUAAAUGAUUGUAUAUAUUAUUAUUAUAUAUAUAAUAUUGUAAUAGUUAAGUUAAAAAUGAAUCAAAAACUAGUAGAGCAAGUGCGCUCUAAGCGAAACAUAAACUUAACAUACAAACAUGUCAAAAGCCGAUACCUGGAAAAAAGUAGAACUGAGAAACAACUACAAGAUAUACCGAAACAUAGCUAUCUAACGAAAACUAAAAAAGUGGAUUCCAACGCGACAUUAGAAGACACGGAAAGAGACAGCGAAAAGAUAAAAAUGGAACGCGUACAACGCAUAUCACUGCCUGAUAAGUGUUACAUUGAACUGCUGGAUUAUGACUAUUAUGAUGAGUACUCGAGUUUUAUAAAUGUGAUCCUCACUAUAGACGACAUACGACAGGCUAAGUACAAAAAGUACAAAUAUGGUCCCUCUAUCAGAACGGAACCAGUUCUGCUAUCAACCCUACAUGAUUUACUCAAGCUAAGCAAAACGCCUAUUGACAUGUUACACGUUGCAUUUAUAGUCAACCGGUACAAGACAAAUAACAUAAAAUCAAUAUCAAACCAAUGGUUUGAUAUACCAGAGUAUAAUUGGUUAUGGGUGGUCGAGCUUAUUAUGAUUGCUGCUCGUGCGAUGGAUAGUCACUUAAACGACGGUAACGAUGAUAGACCAGAAUCUGCGGUGUUUUGGUACGCAGGGGGAGUAUUUUACAGCCGUAACGGAUAUACGGAGAUUGCUAUGGAGUACUUUAAGAAAGCACGAAAAAUUAGCAAUAACCCUAGUAAACUGAUAUUUCCAUUUGUACCUUCAGACUUGCAUAAAGAAAUGGAAAUUAAACAAUAUGAACGGUUUGUUAAAGAGCCAUACAGUGUAUGGACAUUGACUUGUCUGCACCAAAGCGAUAUAUUGAAAAAUACCACUAUCCAUCAAGAUCCGAAGAAGGCGGUGAGGACACUAUAUCACGCCCGUAAUCUGUUAAAAGUAUCAAAUGAACCGGAUAACAUGCCACGGGUUCUAAUUGCAAAAGUAUAUUACGAGCUUGGCCUCAAGUACAAAGCCUUGGGUUCAAUCAAGAGCUCGAUAAAUGCUUUCCGUAAAUGCAUAGAUUUUGCAGAAAAUGAACACCAUGAACUGGAUCUGAUGGCAAAGUUCAUGGUUACAGAAAUCUCUCGGUGCCCACCCAAAAACUGGUCUUAUUUGGAGUUGAAAAAGGAAGCGAUAAAAAGGCUAAAUCUCCGAAUGCUUGUUAAAACAAGCGUGGCACUUGGAAUGGAAGCACAGAAAAAAGAAAGGUUUGAAGAGGGCUUUCACCACUUUGGAGUAGCUGAAUGGUUGAGCCGAAAAUCAAAUCGAAAUGUUGAUUCUUUGGACAUAGAAAUUGCUAUAAUGAAUAUGGCUAUUUGUCGAACGAAGAGGUUGUUUCAACUAUUUCCAAAACCAAAAAGAUAUGAGUCACGAUACAAAAUGAAAGGCUGUAAUCAAUGGACAUAUCAAGAAGAAAAAAACAUGUAUUGUAAAGUCGAAGCGGAAGCUCGGGAAUUAUUUGAUUUGUUUGGAUUCUACUUCGACGAUUCAGACGACGAUUACGAUAUGUUUUUGGAAAAUGGCGAGGAAUUUUUGAAAGAAGAGGAGUUGGAAGAUGAUGACGAGUAAUUUUCUGUUUCUGUUAUAACAGAUUAAGAAUAAUUCUGGGUUUUUGUUCAAUAUAAUAAAUUAUUAUUUUAUAUUUUUUAAA